GUCGUCGCGGCCGCCUGCCUCUCAGCCGUGGGCGUGGCUUCCGCGCCCCUCCGCUUCCAUUGGCUGGUGCGGACGCCUCCGUCCACCCUCGUCGGCCGGAAUUUUCGGCAGGGAAGAAGCGCGUCUUUUCACCGAAGAACGCUCGUCGGCGCGGGGAAAGGGCAUUAUGCUUCCAACGCUUCGCCACUUCUGCCAUGGCAGGCCUCCUGUGCCCAUAGCCAGCAUGGGCCCAGUUCGUAGAUACUUAUCCUGGGAAAACGAGCAGCGUUGCCGAGGGCAGCUUGAGGCGUCUACCAACCGACACAGACAAGAAGCUGCACCAGCAGCUGUUUUGGUGCCCUUGUGCUCUGUGGCUGGGGACCCAGCCAUCCUGUACACGCUGAGGUCCAGCACCAUGACUGGUGUGCACAAAGGAUCUGUCAGUUUCCCAGGUGGUAAGCGCGACAGCUCUGACCGGGAUCCCAUCGCCACGGCACUCAGGGAGACUCGGGAAGAGUUGGGCCUGCGGGUAGAGGAGGACUGCGUCUGGGGAAUCAUGAGGCCUAUACCUGAUAAGACAAAAAUGAUGGUUAUGCCUGUGCUAGCCAACUUGGGUCCUCUGGAGCACCUGACUCUGAAGCCUAAUCCCCAAGAGGUUGAGGCCGUUUUCACACUGUCUUUUCGCCACUUGCUGCAAGAAGAGAACCAGGGCUACACUAACUUCUGCCAUAGGGGUUCCUACAGCUACACACUUCCUGUCUUCCUGAACGGUCCUCACCGUGUAUGGGGUCUCACAGCCAUUUUCACUGAAUUAACUCUGGAAUUGCUGGUGCCAGGGGCAUACCGCAGACGGACUCAUGUGCUGGGCAGACGCUGACCUUGGCUACCAAACUCUGCUCCCCUUUUCUAUGUUUGCCAAAGGACUUUGAUGCAGGUGGUGCUAAUCCCUUUCCUAAGUCACCAGAAUAUUUUCAAAAUGCAAGUCUGUCCACUUGUUUGGCACACAGAAAUUGGCUUGUCGUCCUGCUCCUGGUGCAAUUGCAUUUCAUCGUUAGUGGUCGGGGAACGAAUCGCCUAGCCACUUCUGCUAACAGCUGCUGCCCGACUUGUUUAUGAAUAGAACUUGAAUAAACAGACACACUGGGAACUCAGUGCAGGUAUUUGUGAAUGUGUUGAAGACAGAACACAGCAGUAGGCAGUCAAAAGAGAUGUUGCUACUGGACAGUAGCUCAGCUCCCUUCAGUAGCACUUUGUUGACAGGUCGAGUUAAACAAGGAUUUGCCAAGGAUCUUAGGUGUCCAUGUAAUGGCUCAGAACUGUGAACAAAUGUUGAUCCCUACCUUGUUGUUUAUGGUACCCAGGAUGCUUGACUGAAGGAUGCCCUUUUACUAUUUUUCCACUUUUUUCUAGUACUUGCCUUCACAACCUAUUUUUCCCACCUCAUGCAUAUGGGAAUUUGUUUGAUAUUCAAGCAAAUAAUCUCCAUACCCUUUCAGCCACGUCCAUUUAACGUGGAAGUUGACAUUAGGUCGUCCAUGUGGAUUGAACAAGAAUUUCUUGAACUAUGUGUACUUCAGAAUCAAACUGUUUUGUGACUCGCUAAUAUACACAGGAAUAUUUAAACACCUGUUCCAUUUU
Molecule: messenger RNA, 1617 nt
Organism: Lacerta agilis (Sand lizard)
Lineage: Eukaryota; Metazoa; Chordata; Lepidosauria; Squamata; Lacertidae
Gene: NUDT8
Product: nudix hydrolase 8
Exons: 5
Coding region: 167-856 (229 amino acids)
Molecular function (GO): coenzyme A diphosphatase activity
Source: RefSeq, a predicted model, not a curated record